Molecule: messenger RNA, 635 nt
Organism: Linepithema humile (Argentine ant)
Lineage: Eukaryota; Metazoa; Arthropoda; Insecta; Hymenoptera; Formicidae
Source: RefSeq, a predicted model, not a curated record
AUGCAGUUGCCACGGGCAUUCUUGCUCUCUGGCUGCUGCUUUCUGGCGUUGACACUUGUGACGGCGGCACCCGCACAAGAUGAGCCACUCUUCGAGCUUCCGGUGCAGCUGAUCGGGUUUCCGGUAAUUAUAGCGAGCGUAAGAAUCGCCAAUUUCCUAAAGAAGCUCGCUUAUUCCUUAAAUCCAGAUACUUAUGUCAGUCGAGUGAAACGAGCGCAUCCUUUGAUACUUGAGGAAGAGAUUUUAGACGUCGGCCAAGUUGAGAAGAAGCUAAUAGCCCAGCUCGGGAAUAACGUUUGCAUCUACGAGAGGAUUUGUGCCAAAUACGCGGAACGAACCCUUCAAAGAAGAAGUCGGAAGCAUGUUAUUGAUUGGGACGAAGUGUUCAGUGAGUACAAAUCAUCGCCCGAGCCGAUGAAGGAGAAUUACUUGCUGAGCGUCUUUCUAGGCGAUAUUAUUGGCAGCCCGAAACUGUGUCAUUUACUGGCGAAGAGAGGGAGAGCCUGCGAUAAUGCCGAAUUGUCGGAUUAAACUGAAAUUGCGACUCUUUUUCUUAUGGUUAUUUACUUGUAAAUAUUUUGAUGCCAUAGAUCUAAUCAUUCGUGUUUACAAUGUAAAUUAUUAAAUUUGUUAUU